GACGCCGGAGGUGGCGGAUCCAAGAUGGCGCCGUGCGGACGUGUCCGGAGCCGCUGCCCGGGCCCGGCGCUGCUCCUGCUGCUGGCGCUGGCGGCGCGGCCGGCGGCGCCCAGCCCUGCUGCCGGCGUUGCCGGUCCCGCCGGUGCUCUGCCCGGAGCGGGGCAGCCGGGGGGGCCGGGCGCGGCUGUCCCGCGGAGUGCCCGCGGCGGCGGGUCGGGCAGCGGGUGGAAGCUGUCGGAGGAGGCGGUGUGCCGGGAGGACGUGGUGCGGCUCUGCUCCAAGCACAGCUGGGCCAACAACCUCGCCGUGCUCGAGUGCCUGCAGGAUGUCCGCGAGCCAGAUAAUGAAAUCUCUUCAGACUGCAAUCAUCUCUUGUGGAACUACAAGCUGAACCUGACUACAGAUCCAAAGUUUGAAUCCGUGGCCAGAGAAGUCUGCAAGUCCACUAUUGCUGAGAUAAAGGAGUGUGCAGAUGAACCAGUUGGUAAAGGGUUCUUGGUGUCUUGUUUGGUGGAUCACAGAGGCAACAUCACUGAGUACCAGUGCCAUCAGUACAUCACUAAAAUGACAGCCAUUAUCUUCAGCGAUUACCGGUUGAUCUGUGGCUUCAUGGAUGACUGCAAAGCUGACAUCAAUCUCCUGAAAUGUGGCAGCAUUCGACCUGGAGAAAAGGAUGCUCACUCACAAGGAGAGGUGGUGGCAUGCCUGGAAAAAGGCCUGGUAAAAGAGGCAGAGGAGACUGACCCUCGAAUCCAGGUUUCUGACCAGUGUAAGAAAGCAAUUCUUCGUGUAGCCGAGCUCUCUUCUGAUGACUUCCACCUGGACCGGCAUCUCUACUUUGCAUGCCGAGAUGACAGAGAGCGAUUCUGUGAAAAUACUCAGGCUGGGGAAGGCCGAGUAUACAAGUGCCUCUUUAAUCACAAGUUUGAAGAAUCAAUGAGUGAAAAGUGUCGUGAUGCGCUGACCACCCGCCAGAAGCUCAUUGCCCAGGACUACAAGGUCAGUUACUCGCUGGCCAAGUCCUGUAAGAGCGACCUGAAGAAAUACCGCUGCAACGUGGAGAACCUGCCCCGCUCGCGGGAAGCCCGGCUCUCCUACCUGCUCAUGUGCUUAGAGUCUGCUGUGCACAGAGGUCGACAGGUGAGCAGUGAGUGCCAGGGUGAGAUGCUGGAUUACCGGCGCAUGCUGAUGGAAGAUUUCUCCCUGAGCCCAGAAAUCAUCCUGAGCUGCCGCGGGGAGAUCGAGCACCACUGCUCGGGGCUGCACCGCAAGGGCCGCACCCUGCACUGCCUCAUGAAGGUCGUCCGUGGUGAGAAGGGCAACGUGGGCCUCAACUGUCAGCAGGCACUUCAAACCCUGAUUCAGGAGACAGACCCUGGUGCCGAUUAUCGCAUCGACCGCGCGCUGAAUGAGGCCUGCGAGUCGGUGAUACAGACAGCCUGCAAGCACAUACGGUCUGGAGACCCCAUGAUUCUAUCUUGCCUGAUGGAGCACUUGUAUACUGAGAAAAUGGUAGAAGACUGUGAGCAUAGGCUCCUGGAGCUCCAGUAUUUUAUAUCUCGUGACUGGAAGUUGGACACAGUCCUUUACCGCAAGUGUCAGGGGGAUGCCUCCCGCCUCUGCCAUACCCAUGGCUGGAAUGAGACCAGUGAGCUGAUGCCUCCAGGGGCUGUUUUCUCCUGCUUGUACAGGCAUGCAUAUCGCACAGAGGAGCAGGGAAGGAGGCUAUCACGAGAGUGUAGAGCAGAGGUGCAGAGAAUCCUCCAUCAGCGAGCCAUGGAUGUGAAGCUGGACCCAGCCCUCCAGGACAAGUGCAUGAUUGACUUGGGGAAGUGGUGCAGUGAAAAAACAGAGACAGGGCAGGAACUGGAAUGCCUUCAGGACCAUCUUGAUGACUUGGUGUCUGAUUGCAGAGACAUAGUGGGAAACCUUACUGAGCUGGAGUCUGAGGACAUUCAAAUUGAAGCCUUGCUGAUGAGAGCAUGUGAGCCCAUUAUCCAGACAUUCUGUCAUGAGGUUGCAGAUAACCAGAUUGAUUCUGGGGAUCUGAUGGAGUGUCUAAUACAGAACAAACACCAGAAGGAAAUGAAUGAAAAAUGUGCAAUCGGUGUUACUCAUUUCCAGCUGGUUCAAAUGAAAGAUUUUAGGUUCUCGUACAAGUUCAAAAUGGCUUGCAAGGAGGAUGUCCUGAAACUGUGCCCCAACAUCAAAAAAAAGGUGGAUGUGGUGAUCUGUCUGAGCACAACUGUGCGCAAUGAUACUUUGCAGGAUGCCAAGGAGCACAGGGUCUCUCUGAAGUGCCGCAAACAGCUGCGUGUGGAGGAGUUGGAGAUGACUGAGGAUAUCAGACUUGAACCAGAACUGUAUGAGGCUUGUAAAAGUGACAUCAAGAAUUACUGCCAGAAUGUGCCCUAUGGCAAUGCUCAGAUUAUUGAAUGCCUGAAAGAAAUCAAGAAGCAAUUGAGUACACGGUGCCACCAGAAGGUGUUUAAACUGCAGGAGACAGAGAUGAUGGACCCAGAACUGGACUACACACUCAUGAGGGUGUGCAAGCAGAUGAUCAAGCGGUUUUGUCCAGAGGCGGAUUCAAAAAACAUGUUACAGUGCUUGAAACAAAACAAGAACAGCGAAGUGAUGGAUCCUAAAUGCAAGCAGAUGAUUACCAAGCGCCAGAUUACACAGAACACAGAUUACCGCUUAAACCCUGUGCUCAGGAAGGCAUGCAAAGCAGACAUACCAAAAUUCUGCCAAAAUAUCCUGAAUAGGGCCAAGGAUGAUACAGAGUUGGAAGGUCAAGUCAUCUCAUGCCUGAAGUUGAAAUAUGCAGACCAGCGUCUCUCUCCAGACUGUGAGGACCAAAUUCGAGUGAUAAUCCAGGAAUCGGCCCUUGAUUAUCGGCUGGAUCCCCAGCUUCAGAUGCACUGUUCUGAUGAGAUUUCCAGCUUGUGUGCAGAAGAAGCAGCAGCUCAGGAGCAGACUGGGCAGGUGGAAGAAUGUCUGAAAGUGAAUCUUCUGAAAAUAAAAACUGAGAUGUGCAAGAAGGAAGUGCUCAACAUGCUGAAGGAAAGCAAAGCAGAUAUCUUUGUUGACCCAGUGCUUCACACGGCCUGUGCCCUAGACAUCAAACACCACUGUGCUGCCAUCCCGCCAGGGAGAGGACGCCAAAUGUCAUGCUUAAUGGAAGCUCUGGAAGAUAAGCGUGUGAGGUUGCAGCCUGAAUGCAAGAAACGCCUUAAUGAUCGUAUUGAAAUGUGGAGCUAUGCUGCAAAGGUUGCCCCAGCAGAAGGCUUUUCUGACCUUGCCAUGCAAGUUAUGACCUCUCCAUCCAAGAAUUACAUCCUGUCUGUGAUCACGGUUGGCAUCUGUGUACUCUUCCUCAUCGGCCUGAUGUGUGGACGCAUCACCAAGCGGGUGACAAGAGAGCUCAAGGACAGGUAGAGCCUGGAUUGCCUGCUGAAGAAAUGCCUGCCCAGUGCCCAGUUUUGUACAGCCCUCCUCUGUAUAGUCUACCCGGCCCCUCUUGUGAGAGGAGAAU
This is a messenger RNA of Camarhynchus parvulus, 3535 nucleotides long. RefSeq names its product golgi glycoprotein 1 (gene GLG1). Gene Ontology annotation, cellular component: Golgi membrane. The transcript has 26 exons. Bases 25 to 3438 code for a protein of 1137 amino acids. The record is from RefSeq and is a predicted model, not a curated record. Lineage: Eukaryota; Metazoa; Chordata; Aves; Passeriformes; Thraupidae. Gene Ontology annotation, molecular function: fibroblast growth factor binding.